AUGAAGAAGAAGAGUACUGGGGAGAUUGUGGAUAAAUGGAUAAAGAUCAAUUAUGAUUAUGUUCCUAAGUACUACAAAAACUGCAAACUUCAAGGACAUAAUGAGCAAGAUUGUUAUGUCAUUCAUCCAGAAUUGUAUCCCAAGGAUGAAGAACAAAGCUUAGACAAAGAACAGGAGGAAAAUAGUAAGGCAGAUCAAAGGAAGAAUAAGGAGCAAAAGAAUGCAAAAAAUAGCAGAUCUGAUAUUAAGGAGUACAAAGGGACAAAUGGUAACAUAAUGAAAGGGAAGGAAAUAGCAGACAAGGUACAGCCUGCAGAGGGCAAUAAUGAUGAUGGAUUCAAGGAGAAGAAAGGAAAACAACGGAAUAACAAGCACUUUCAUAGAGGUAAAUAUGAUGAAAAUGCUUGGAAACCAAAGGAGAAUCAAACUCUGCAAAAUAAUCAAUAUGCAGCAUUGCAGAAUACAGAUGAGGAUAUAGUAGAUGUGACUGAUGUGCAGAAAUCCUCAGGUGUUGUAGUAAAGAUGUCUGAUGCUCUAAAUCAGAUUGUUACAGUACAGCAAAACAGGUUAGGUGAUGUAUUGCAGGAGGAUGAUGAUCAUGAUAGGACUCCAAUAUCAGAGGAGGAAGUGGAGGAUAAUCAAGGAAAAGAAGGACAAGAAGGUACAAGGCCACCAGAGAGUAAUAUUUCUGGCAUCUUUCCUGUGGAACAAGUAGAGAUUUCACAACAUGGAAAGCAAGAGGAGAUACAGGCCCAAGCUGAUUUCAAUAGCCAAGAUGAGGAAGAUUUAGCUCAGAACAUUGAGAAUAUAGCAAAAGAGGCAGAUUUAUCCCCUAGAAGUGUGCAGAAAUUGAAACAGGCAACAAAUAAACAAAAACCUGUCAGAAGUACCAGUAUUCUAGUGGCAGGAGUUUCAACAAGGAGGAAUGAAUGGCUUGGUGUAGUUAUAUCUGAAUCAGAACAGCAGGUUACUUUGCAACUAAUUCACUCAUCCUUAAAUCAAUCAGUGUUGGUGUUAGUAGUCUAUGCUAAAUGUGAUAGAUUGGAGAGGGAGGAGUUGUGGGAUGAUAUGGUAGACUUGGUAAAUCAACAAGACCUUCCUUGGAUAAUAGGAGGGGAUUUUAAUGUCAUAGUGUCUGAUGAGGAGAAGCAAGGUGGCCUUCUAGUCUCAUCCAAUGAGACUUUGGAUUUUUCUACCUGUAUACAAAGUUAUGGUUUGAUUGAUGUAGGAUUCAGUGGAAGUAAAUUCACAUGGUGGAAUGGGAGGACUGAAGAAGAUUACAUAUUCAAAUGGUUAGAUAGAAUACUAGUGAAUCAGCAAGUGUUAGAUAUCAUGCCAUCCACAGCAGUGACUCAUAUGAUUAGACAUGGUUCUGAUCAGGCACCACUACAUCUUGAGUGUAACAGCAAUGCACAUCCUAUUGUCAAAUCUUUUAAGUUUCUUAACUUCUGGACAAAGCAUCAUACAUUUAUGGAGGUGGUAAGGGAGAAUUGGACUGCUGAUUUCUGUGGAAAUCCAUUCAAUGUAUUUCAUCACAAGUUGAAGAAACUUAAAAGAGAACUGAUUCAGUGGAGCAGGAGCACAUAUGGGAAUAUAUUUCAGCAGAUUGCCACUAUUAAAGAUACUAUAAAGGUGAAGGAGUUGCAAUUUGAAAAUAAUGCUUCAAGGGAGAAUAGAAUGUUGUUACAUCAAGCACAGGCUGAACUAACCAGAUUUUUACACUUGGAGGAAGAGUAUUGGAAGCAGAAAGCUGGUAUGAAAUGGUUCAAUGAUGGAGACAAAAAUACAAAAUUCUUCCAUUCAUAUGUGAAGGGCAGGAGGAAUAAACUAACUCUGAAAAGAAUACAAUAUCCUUCUGUUACAUGGUUGGAAAAUGAAGUAGAUAUUGCUUCUGAGGAAAUCAGGUUCUUUGAGUCAUAG
Molecule: messenger RNA, 1920 nt
Organism: Lycium barbarum (goji berry)
Lineage: Eukaryota; Viridiplantae; Streptophyta; Magnoliopsida; Solanales; Solanaceae
Exons: 2
Coding region: 1-1920 (639 amino acids)
Source: RefSeq, a predicted model, not a curated record